AUGGCCGAAACUGCUGAUAUGAACCGGAACACACCCGAUUUCCGUUCAGGCGGCAGUGCAGGAUAUCUCAAGACCAUACAUGACGAAGUCACCAUACCCAGUCCUGCGGUGAAUGGCAGUCCAGGGCCAGCGGUGGAGACAAAUGAACGAUCAGUUGAGACUUUGGCAUCUGGACCAACACCACCGAGUGUAACGCCCCGAGAACGUUCGCCAGACAGGUUGGAUUCCUUGUCGACGGCAUCCAAGACGGCCGGAGUGUUAAAGAGAGCCCUUCCAUCUUCCAGCCAACUUGCCGCGGCAAGGUCGAAUGACCUACCUACUUGGACUACAGAGCUUCCCGAGUCGGACAGUGUUGUGAAUGGCAACGGAACUCCCACGGUGGGAAGGAAGAGUGUGCAGUUCUCGCGGGACACGCAAGAGAUCGACGCCCACAUAGGCGGCCAGGAUACACCGCCAGGUGGCAGAGAUGAAGGCUCAGAGCAGGACAAGCCUCAGUCAUUAUAUGCUAGGCUCCGAGCUCUUGCAUUACCCCAAGGUUUCUCACACGCUCGCUCUCCCAGUGUUUUGUCGUUAGGUGCACGCUCAACAGAUGGCAAGGAGUUGGAUGGCUUCUUAUCAAGCCAGUCAGGCCGCAAUGAAUCCGGACUUGCCGCGACUAUGGAAGAAGAUAGCGGUGCCGAAGCUGAUGCGGAUGCCGAAGAGAGUGCCACGGAAACUGGGGCCUCACAACGAAGGUCUCGCAGACAUCGACGGAGAUUCCGUCAUCUCGAUAAUGUCGAGACGGCACCGUCGUCACCACACAGUCCGAUGCGGGCGGGCUCUUCAAGCAUGCCGCAGAGUUCAGAACCAGACAGACCUCGUCUGCUGGCUCGGAGAGCUACUGACACAGAUAUGGCCCACGGAGGACUGUCCGAGGACGAAGGGCGCAAACACUUGGCCGGUGCUGGUGGCUGGACGCCCCGUCAUCCGCUCCGUGGCCUCAGUUAUGGAGGCCAAAAGAAGGCUGGCGAUACUACGCCCGAAGGUCAACGACGCCCUUUGACGCUUUUAGGCUUCUCCAACAUGAACUCCUCCCGUGAUGCCGGCUCGAGCGAGGUGCGAACCCCGAAGACUCCCUCCCGCCGGAAGCUGAUGGCAGAGCGCGGGUCAACGCUAAGUGCAGCCAGGUGGAGGCAAAUCAAAAAUAGCUUCCGCAUGCUGGGUCAAAGCAAAAAGAAAGAGCGGACGCCGGAUCACGAAAAGUCGGCAGAGCUAUUGGCUGAACUGUCUGCCGCAACGCCCGCAGCACUAAUCCUUGCGAGCAUGUUCCAGCGCGACGAGCACGAUCAUCGAAGGAUCCCAGUUCUGCUAGAGCAGUUGAAGUUGCAGAUUACUGACAGCGAGGUCGACAAGUCCAAAGAUCCAGACUCGACACAAUCUGAUCCCCAUCUGGUCUUCCGCAUUGAGCUUGAAUAUGGAAAUGGAAUCAAUCGGAUGAACUGGGUUGUGAAGAGAUCUCUGCGCGAUUUUGUCAACCUCCACCUCAAGUACAAGCUUCAGUACAGUUCAGAGAAGCUCCUUGGCCGUGGCGAUUCGAGCAAACAGAUGCCCAAGUUUCCCAAAAGUGCGUUCCCAUAUUUGAAAUCAUUCCGUGGGUUCGAUGAGGAGGAGGAAGAUGAAGAAGACGAACCGGUUAAUGACAAUGAUGCUGGCGCUGCGACGGAUACCGAAAGACCUAUUGAGAAAAUCCAGCACCGUUCCUCAUUCACACCAGGUCGACGAAAGUCAAGUGUGGCUGGCUUACCUGACGGUGGAACUCCUGGGGGAGCUGCACGGAGAGAUGCUCGUUUCGCUGAGCGACAGCGGAAAAAGUUGGAAGCUUACCUUCAGAAGAUGCUCAAAUUCUUGCUUUUUCGUCCCGAGAGUAAUCGAGUCUGCAAGUUUCUUGAAGUCUCAGCUUUGGGUAUGCGUCUUGCGGCGGAGGGCAGCUAUCAUGGUAAAGAAGGCUUCCUUCUUAUAAGAUCCGCCAAGGGGUUGGACUUUAGAAAGGCGAUGACUCCGCGUCACUUCAUGCAUCAGCAUGCGCCAAAGUGGUUUCUUGUGAGGCAUAGCUACGUCGUCUGCGUGGACUCCCCAGAGGAGAUGCACAUAUACGACGUAUUGCUCUUCGAUUCCGACUUCGACAUCCAAUACACGAAACACCGCCAGGGGGAGCAAAGGGGCGCUAAAGAGUUGGCAGAGGCCGCCCGGGAAUCGGCCAAACAUCCCCAACAUCAUCGUCUCAAGCUGGCCAACUCGGAGAGAAGACUCAAGCUCCUGGCCAGGAACGAGCGGCAGUUGCAUCAGUUCGAGGAAUCUAUCCGCACAAUGAUGCAAAUCUCGCCGUGGGUCAAGAAGAACAGGUUUGACAGCUUUGCGCCAGUCAGACCGAACUGCUUUGCCCAGUGGCUUGUGGACGGACGCGAUCACAUGUGGGUGCUGUCGCGUGCAUUGGAACAGGCCAAGGACGUCAUCUACAUUCACGACUGGUGGUUGAGUCCGGAGCUGUACAUGAGACGCCCUCCGGCGAUCAGUCAAAAAUGGCGAUUGGAUCGCCUGCUCAAACGGAAGGCAGAGGAGGGCGUCAAGAUCUUUGUUAUCGUAUAUCGUAACAUCGAAUCGGCAAUUCCCAUCGACUCACAAUAUACCAAGUUCUCCUUGCUUGAUCUGCACCCGAACGUUUUUGUCCAGAGAUCGCCCAAUCAGUUCAGACAGAACACAUUCUUCUGGGCACAUCACGAAAAGCUGUGCAUUGUCGACCACACUCUGGCGUUUGUGGGUGGAAUAGACCUGUGCUUUGGCAGAUGGGACACCCCACAGCAUACACUCGUCGACGACAAACCUACCGGGUUUGAGACAGGUGAUUUGCCCAAGGAUGCCGACCAUUGCCAGUUGUGGCCUGGCAAAGACUACUCCAAUCCCCGAGUACAGGACUUUUACGCCCUCAACAGACCUUAUGAAGAAAUGUACGAUCGGAAAAAGGUACCCCGGAUGCCGUGGCAUGACAUUUCGAUGCAGGUUGUUGGUCAGCCAGCUCGCGACUUGACCCGACAUUUUGUCCAGAGGUGGAACUACAUCCUGCGACAGCGGAAACCCACGCGUCCGACGCCUUUUCUGCUGCCUCCUCCUGAUUUCAACCCGGCUGACCUCGAGGCUUUGGGACUUGAUGGGACCUGCGAAGUACAGAUACUUCGUUCUGCCGGGCCGUGGUCGAUCGGGACCCCGGAGAAAACGGAGCACAGCAUCAUGAAUGCGUACGUCAAGCUGAUUGAAGAAUCCGAGCAUUUUGUCUACAUUGAGAAUCAAUUCUUCAUCUCGAGCUGUGAGACGGAGGGUGCCACGGUCCACAAUAAGAUCAACGAUGCCAUUGUCGAACGGAUCACGCGAGCAGCCAAGAAUGACGAAGCUUGGAGAGCCGUUAUACUUAUUCCCCUGAUCCCAGGGUUUCAAAACACAGUGGAGCAGGAAGGUGGGACGAGUGUGCGGUUGAUUAUGCAGUAUCAAUACCGCAGCAUCUGCCGAGGAGAAUCGUCCAUUUUUGGACGGUUGAAGUCCGUUGGUAUAGAACCGGAGGACUACAUCCAGUUCUACAGCUUACGCCAAUGGGGCAGGAUUGGGCCGACCAAUACCUUGGUUACAGAGCAGUUGUACAUUCAUGCUAAAUGCAUGGUCGUGGAUGACAGGGUUGCUAUCAUUGGUUCUGCCAACAUAAAUGAACGUUCCAUGUUGGGAAACCGUGAUUCUGAAUGCGCAGCGGUCGUUCGAGACACUGACAUGGUUUGGUCAAGAAUGAACGGCAAGCCUUACCAGGUGGGCCGCUUCCCUCAUACGCUGCGGAUGCGGUUGAUGAGGGAACAUCUUGGUCUUGAUGUCGACCAGAUCAUGGAGGAUGCUCACGUUAUGGAGGCGGAACGGAAUCGGUCGGAGAGAGCAGGGAAAUCCCCACAACCCAGAUCAUCAGAUGAGGCUUCAGAUGAAAAUGACGAUGAGUGGGAUGCACCUGAUGAUCGCACGCGGGAUAUACGGGAAGAUUUACUACGCCGCGCCGAGGACCUGAAGAGCUUCAACCACGAUGUUGACUGGGAACAGGCAGACAAUCCCAACCUCAAGAGCGGUCGAAAGUUGACCGAGGAUGCCCGUGUCACCGGCAACACCCAGCACAAGCAUGAUGUCGAAGGGCAAGGGUUUGACAAGAUGGCAGACAUAGAAGCCGCCGGUCUGGGCAACGGCAGAGACACCGUCCUUGUAAGAGGAAACAAAGAGGUAUUGAUUUCCGAUGUCGAUCCGGAAGGUCAUGCCACCUUGCAACAUCCCAGGAAACGCGGCGAAGAAAAGCGUCUGCCUUCGUACGUGGUCAGUUUGGAGGCACCGAAUCCCCCGUUGCCUCCUCGGCCGAACAUGGAGCGGAUGAACACUGAGCAACUCGGUCUACCACUUGUAUCCCAACUUCCUGCUCUUCCACAACUGGAUGACUCGGAUAUAGGUGGCCCGCCACUUACGAAGACGCCCUCAAAGGAGUCUACUCGGGGUCGUCACCCUCUGAUGAGCGAGCUGAAGAGACCCCUGGUUGAUCAGGAUUGUAUGACAGACCCUAUUCACGACGCUUUUCUUUAUGAUACUUGGCACGCGGUCGCCGAGAAUAAUACCAAGAUCUACCGGUCUGUCUUUCGUUGUAUGCCAGACAACCAGGUUCGAAACUGGGAUGAUUAUCACCAGUACGUCGCGUAUGAGCAGCGAUUCGACCAACUCCAAGGCAAUGAUACUUCUAUUGAAGAGAAGGUGGCUCAACCGACACGAUCAGAGGCAGCCGCGGCAAAAAGUGGUCCUCCAGGAGCCGGAACCCAUGCCCCGGUAGCACAACUGACGGCUCUGACUUCUGUGCCUGCCGAUAUUCAAAAAGGUACGGGCGAUGCCAAGGACAUGGUGAAAGACAUGUUUGGCGCCAAGUCAAAGGAGGGACAAGCCGAUUCCGAAAAGGCCAAGCUUCGUGCCUGGGCAGCACAGGCGAACCAGGAACAGGCGGAAAGACAGCGCAAGCCGUCACUUCAUCGCCAGGAGAGUCUGACGGAAGAAAAGGCCGGCAUUUUGGCCGCAGAAGUAGAUGAUUACAAUGCUGGACUCCAGAGUGUGCCCGAGGGGGAAGUCAUGGACGAGAAAGAAGGUGGCGGUGCUGAUGUUGACCACACCAACGACGAAGAUGCGGGCGAGAUUGGAACAGAGCUGACAACCAGCACACCGAGCACGGCCACUGCUGUGGAGAAAGAGAAACUCGCCCCUCCAUUUGUGGGAGGCGCAUCGCCGAAUGUUGGAGCCAGCAAUGCCACGACUCCCUUUGUGGGAUACUCGGAUGCCAUCAACCAGAAUUCCGCCGCGGCUACGGCGGCCGCAGCCGCCCAGGGAGCUGGAACAACCACGGGGACUGCGCGCCGACGCCGAAGAGCUACCACUAGAUCUGGUAGAAGGGAUUUCAGCGCCAGCGACGACAUCCUCAGUGUGGACGAGGCGGAAGAGCUGUUGAACUGUAUACAAGGACAUCUUGUGGUUUGGCCCUAUGAUUGGCUUGAAAAGGUCGAGGCUGGAAGUAAUUGGUUAUUCCCGUUCGACCAGAUCAGCCCGAUUGAGAUUUAG
This is a messenger RNA of Exophiala dermatitidis NIH/UT8656, 5646 nucleotides long. RefSeq names its product phospholipase D. The record is from RefSeq and is a predicted model, not a curated record. The transcript has 2 exons. Gene Ontology annotation, molecular function: phosphatidylinositol binding; catalytic activity. Bases 1 to 5646 code for a protein of 1881 amino acids. Gene Ontology annotation, biological process: cell motility. Lineage: Eukaryota; Fungi; Ascomycota; Eurotiomycetes; Chaetothyriales; Herpotrichiellaceae.